Molecule: messenger RNA, 2554 nt
Organism: Anopheles funestus (African malaria mosquito)
Lineage: Eukaryota; Metazoa; Arthropoda; Insecta; Diptera; Culicidae
Product: gelsolin
Exons: 7
Coding region: 227-2446 (739 amino acids)
Biological process (GO): actin filament severing; barbed-end actin filament capping; actin polymerization or depolymerization
Cellular component (GO): actin cytoskeleton; cytoplasm
Molecular function (GO): phosphatidylinositol-4,5-bisphosphate binding; actin filament binding
Source: RefSeq, a predicted model, not a curated record
UGCCGGUUUCAAGCGAUAGAAGCGUUACAGUUCCGCGCAAGAAGUCGCGUGCUGCGGAUGCCGACAGUGCCCCACUAAGUUUCGUUUGCUACCAUCUCUAAAUCGUGUGUUUGUGGGUGGAAUCGUGUGUGACGAUUAUUAAACGGUGAUCAAACAGUGUGCUAGAAGUGAUCUUUUAUCAUCGCAACUACUACAAAACCUAGUGCUUAGCAGUGAAUACGAAACGAUGCAUCCAGCGUUUGAAAAUGCCGGCAUUAGCAAGGGCCUGGAAUUGUGGCGAAUCGAGAACUUUGAACCCGUUCCGGUACCGGUGAAAGAGUACGGUAAAUUCUACACCGGUGAUUCCUACAUCGUGCUCAACACGAAGGAAUCAAAGAGUGGAAUUCUGUCGUGGGAUGUUCACUUUUGGCUCGGUUUGGAAACGUCCCAGGACGAAGCUGGUUCGGCUGCCAUACUGACGGUGCAGCUAGACGAUCGUCACAACGGUGCACCAGUGCAGCACCGCGAGGUACAGGAUCACGAGAGUUCUCUGUUUCUCAGCUACUUCCCCGGAGGUGUCCGUUAUGCAGCCGGUGGCGUUAAGAGUGGCUUCAACGAGGUGGAAACGAAUGCGGCCGGUGAGAAACGGCUGUUCCAGGUGAAGGGUGCCAAGAAUGUCCGGGUCCGACAGGUUCCGUUGACGGUCGGAUCAAUGAAUAAGGGUGACUGCUUCAUACUCGACGCUGGAUUCGAUAUCUACGUGUAUGUGGGAUCGUCAGCGAAGCGGAUCGAGAAAAUAAAGGCCAUCAGUGCAGCUGGCCAGAUUCGCGAUCAGGAUCAUGCGGGUCGUGCUAAUGUGCAUAUCUUGGACGAGUUUGCAAGUGCCUCGGAACAGCAAGAGUUCUUCAACGUGCUGGGAGAAGGAUCCCCUGAUGCCGUAGCAGAAGAAUCGGAAAGUGAUGAAGUGUACGAACGAUCCGAUUGUAAGGCGAUCACUCUGUAUCACGUGUCGGAUGCUAGCGGAUCGCUUGAGAUCACUCCGAUCGGCGAGCGACCAUUGAAGCAGAGCAUGCUUGAUUCUAAUCAGGAUUGCUACAUUCUGGAUACUGGAGCAGGCAGCAUUUACGUGUGGAUCGGUAAGGGAGCCACCGGUCAGGAGCGUUCGCAAGCGAUGAUAAAGGCACAAGAGUUCAUCACCGCCAAGGGUUAUCCGGUUCAUACGGCAGUGCAUCGCGUUGUGGAGAAUGGAGAAACAACCGACUUCAAGCAGUUCUUCUCCAGCUGGCGCGACAAGGGUCUUAAUCAUGCGCAGCUUAUUAAAACUGCCAUGGGCAAUGGCGAUGAGUCGGAUGCCGAGGCUGAGUUUGAUGCGGAAAUUUUACACACCUUCAAGAAGAACGGUGGCCGUGCACUUGGCUUCAUGCCGGACAAUGGUCAGGGAUCGGUUGAAUUAUGGCGCGUACAGAACUACGACCUUGUGGCGGCGGAACCGGAUGCAUUUGGAAUGUUCUUUGCCGGUGAUUCCUAUCUCGUGCGAUACGAGUACACCGUCAAGGCCGGUGGACAUGGCUAUAUUGUGUACUUCUGGCAGGGCAAGACAUCUUCCACCACCGAGAAAGGCGCUUCGGCGAUGCACGCUGUCCGUAUGGAUGACGAACUGAAUGGUAAAGCUAUUCUGGUACGUGUCGCACAGGGUAACGAACCGCGUCACUUCAUGAAACUGUUCAAGGGCAAGAUGGUUACCUUCCUGGGUGAUUACGAUAAGCAGACAGCGGACGAUACGAAAUUGUUCCGCAUACGGGGCACCUGUUCGGAUGACGUACGUGCAGAAGAAAUGACCCCGAGUGCAUCCUCCCUAGCGUCGGACGAUGUGUAUCUGCUGAAGACAGCAGCGACCGUCUACAUUUGGCACGGUGUUGGCGCAUCCGAUCUGGAGAAGGAUAUGGCGGCAAACAUUGCUGGAGUAGUAGCACCAGACGCUAACCCGACCGUCAUUGCUGAAGAUUCUGAACCGGAAGAGUUCUGGAGCGCUCUCGGUGGAAAGGAUGAGUAUGAUCGUGAGCUCGAUCCAGCGGGGGCACCGUUCUUAUCGGCCCGUUUGUUCCACUGUCGCAUUCUGUACAACAAGAAGCUGCGCGUCGAAGAAGUGCCUCACUUUGAGCAAGAUGAUCUCAACGUUGACGACGUUAUGGUUCUGGAUGGAGGUGACGAAAUCUACUGCUGGAUUGGUAAUGGUGCGACCGAGGAAGAACGCAGCAAAUCGAUCGACAUGGCCCGUCAGUACAUCCGUACCGAUCCGUCCGAGCGUACUGAAGAGACGGUUCCGAUCGUUAUACUCAAGCAGGGUGCCGAACCGAGAAGCUUCAAACGAUUGUUCCCCACAUGGGACGAUGGCUUCUGGGAGUCGCAAAUGUCAUACGAAGCGUACAGGCAGCAAGCUUUGGAGCAAAACCAACAUGCUGCUUAGAUACGCAUCGAGUCAUCAUGAGUCACUUUGUUCCAUCAAACAACAUUGCAUCAUACCUAUAAUCUUUACCACAUUUUACUAUUCUUCAAUAAAAGCAUCAAAAAUGUA